Tripterygium wilfordii is the source of this 1421-nucleotide messenger RNA. RefSeq names its product glucan endo-1,3-beta-glucosidase 14-like. The transcript is spliced from 3 exons. Gene Ontology annotation, biological process: carbohydrate metabolic process. The coding region runs from base 96 to 1244 and encodes 382 amino acids. Gene Ontology annotation, molecular function: hydrolase activity, hydrolyzing O-glycosyl compounds. NCBI's taxonomy places the organism in Eukaryota, Viridiplantae, Streptophyta, Magnoliopsida, Celastrales, Celastraceae. The record is from RefSeq and is a predicted model, not a curated record. Gene Ontology annotation, cellular component: plasma membrane.
GUUGUAUAGAGGGUGAUCAAAUUGGGUGGCUUGAUUCUUGGUGGGUGGGUAGUAUUGGUUGAAACUUGAAACCCAAGGUUGGAUCUCUUGUGGGUAUGGCCAGCUGGUCCCUCCUUUUCGGACUCCCUUUUCUGCUUCUAACGCUUUCCCUCUCAGGUUCAAUUAUCCAAAUCUUUGGCCUUGGAGUUGGAAUCAACUAUGGUCAGAUUGCAAACAACCUGCCAUCGCCAUCUCGUGUUACUUCCCUCCUUGAAUCCCUAAACAUCAGCAGAGUGAAACUCUAUGAUGCCGAUCCGAAUGUGCUAUUGGCCUUCUCAAAUUCCAAUGUUGACUUCAUCAUAGGACUAGGUAAUGAGUAUCUUGCUGACAUGAGAGACCCCAUCAAAGCUCAGAAUUGGAUUCAACAGCAUGUUCAACCCCACCUACCACAAACCAGAAUCACAAGCAUACUUGUUGGGAAUGAGAUCUUCAAAAGCAAUGACCCUCAAUUGAUGGCUAAUCUUCUCCCGGCUAUGCAAACAGUGCACAACACUCUUGUUAAUCUUGGAUUAGAUAAACAAGUUACUGUCACAACUGCACAUUCUCUUGAUAUUUUGGGUAACUCCUACCCUCCUUCAGCUGGGGCUUUCAGUCAGGAUCUUGCUGAAUACAUCCAACCCCUACUUGAUUUCCAUUCGCGGAUCGAUGCACCCUUUUUGAUAAAUGCAUAUCCCUAUUUUGCAUAUAAGGAUAACCCAAAUCAAGUUUCACUGGACUAUGUCCUUUUCCGGUCUAACCAAGGCAUGACUGAUCCAGGCACAGGUUUGCAUUAUGACAAUAUGUUGUAUGCUCAAAUUGAUGCUGUUUAUACGGCUAUUAAGGCAAUGGGGCAUACUGAUAUUGAGGUGAGGAUUUCGGAAACUGGUUGGCCAUCUAAAGGGGAUGAGAAUGAGACAGGAGCUACGCCAGAGAACGCAGGAUUGUAUAAUGGUAAUUUGAUGCAGAGAAUACAACAGAAGCAAGGUACUCCGGCUAAACCGUUGGUUCCAAUAGACAUACACGUUUUUGCACUUUUUAAUGAGAAUUUGAAGCCUGGACCGACAUCAGAGAGGAACUAUGGACUGUUCUAUCCUAAUGGUACUUCAGUUUAUAACAUUGGGAUACAGGGUCGUGACCCGGAUAUAGUGUUUUCAGCAGCCAAGAAAACUGCUACGUCUGUCUUCAGUUGUUUGAUCAUUGUUAUAGCAUAUUUAAUUUGUGCUUGAGAGAUUGGGAAGUCUUCAAUGGAGGGAGCUAGAGGUCAAGAGGAACAUGCAGAUGCAGAAGAUAAUAGAGAUUUUGUAAAUGCAAGAGUAGUUUGUUUUAGGUGAGAUAUGUAUACAAUUCUUUUUUACUUCUUUAGCAAUAAAUUAAUAAGAAUUAUACUUUUUAUGACUCCUGAA